AUGGGAAUGAGAGACAUGGUAGCAGUACCAGCAGCCCUAGAGGGGGUGAAGAAGCAGAGCUACAGUGCAGAGUAUGCGGUCUUUGAGACGGGCGCCAGGCACCCAUUCGCCCAGGCAGUGGGCAGGAAUAUAGCCAAUCCCACAGCCAUGCUGCUGUCGGCUUCUAACAUGCUGCGACAUCUCAAUCUCGAGUAUCACUCCACCAUAAUUGCAGAUGCUGUGAAGAAGGUGAUCAAAGUGGGCAAGGUCCGGACUCGAGACAUGGGCGGCUACAGCACUACAUCUGACUUCAUCAAGUCUGUCAUCGGCCACCUGCACCCCCAUGGGGGCUAG
This is a messenger RNA of Elephantulus edwardii (Cape elephant shrew), 333 nucleotides long. Its product is annotated as isocitrate dehydrogenase [NAD] subunit beta, mitochondrial-like. The coding region runs from base 1 to 333 and encodes 110 amino acids. Gene Ontology annotation, biological process: tricarboxylic acid cycle; isocitrate metabolic process. NCBI's taxonomy places the organism in Eukaryota, Metazoa, Chordata, Mammalia, Macroscelidea, Macroscelididae. The record is from RefSeq and is a predicted model, not a curated record. The transcript has 2 exons. Gene Ontology annotation, cellular component: mitochondrion.